AUGACAGACUCGCCAAGCAUAGAACUCCUCAAAGCAACAAUCUCCCCCGGAUCGAAGCAAGACGGCACAGACCACACCUUGUACGGCCCCUGCCACUGCGGCUUCGUCAAGUACACGGUCGCCUUCCCUUCAUCAACCCUACAGACUCGCACCGCGCGCCGCUGCAACUGCACAGUCGACCUCAAACAAGGCACAACAUACUACGGCCUUCCCCACUCGGACUUCAGCCUCCUCUCACCUCCCUCACUCAACGACCUCGCUGAUUACAAGCCCAAGCCCAACGGCGGCGUACACAAGUACUUCUGCCCCACCUGCGGCGUGCAAAUCGCGGCCGCGGGAACGUUCGCUUUCCAGGGCCAAGUCAGAGAGUUCUUCCAGAUCAAUGUCGGGAGCUUGGACCAGCCGCAGAAUGGGCUUGAUUUGGGUACGUGGAAGGUGGCGUACGUGGAUGGGAGGAACGAUGGUUGGGAGGAUGGGGCGAGAGGGACGCCGUUUCCUGGGAGUCUGCCGUAG
Cyphellophora attinorum is the source of this 513-nucleotide messenger RNA. RefSeq lists its product as uncharacterized. Gene Ontology annotation, molecular function: carbon-sulfur lyase activity. The coding region runs from base 1 to 513 and encodes 170 amino acids. The transcript has a single exon. NCBI's taxonomy places the organism in Eukaryota, Fungi, Ascomycota, Eurotiomycetes, Chaetothyriales, Cyphellophoraceae. The record is from RefSeq and is a predicted model, not a curated record.